Molecule: messenger RNA, 3950 nt
Organism: Chlamydomonas reinhardtii
Lineage: Eukaryota; Viridiplantae; Chlorophyta; Chlorophyceae; Chlamydomonadales; Chlamydomonadaceae
Exons: 3
Coding region: 64-3135 (1023 amino acids)
Source: RefSeq, a predicted model, not a curated record
UUGGAAGUCGUCCAGGGGGUUUUGAUGACAAGUCAAGCAGGCGCGGGCCAGGCGCGGCACAGCAUGUGUGCGCACAAGACACGAUGGAAAUGUGUCGUCGCGCCUGGGAAGUGGCUCCACCAGACCCCCAGCAGCUUUGCAGCAAGGAGACUUGCUUCUUGUUGUUGCCCCGCAACACUCAACUGUCGGGCGUGUCCUGCCGCGGCAAGCAGAGUGCCGGCGGCACCAACGGCACGAAGUCGUGCCUGCGCCAUUGCCGCCUCCGUGAUCGCCGCUGAACUCCCCGUGGAUCCUCCCUCGCCGUCCAGUCCAUCCCGUGGAGACGUACGGGGCAGAUCUGUGCCAGCCAACGCAGCGGCCACCGCACCACCGGUGCCGCCGCCGCUGUCGCAGCUGCCGGAGCCCCUGGCAGCGGACGCCAUCCCGCCGCUGCUGCAGUGGGCGCCACGGGCUCAGCUGCGGCCCGUAGCGGUGCGGUUCAUAUUAGACCAACACUGCAGCAGCGCUGUCCUCGAGGUCGUGUCUGCUGCAGCACGGCUGGCGGAGACCCCCGCGCCUGAGCCUGGGCCGGCGGCGCCGCGCCGUGCAGUGGUGACGGCUGCGGACCUGGCGGCGGCGGUGCUGGCGGCGGCACACCCCGACUGCGCGGCAGCGGCUGGGGUCCUGCAUUACACGUGCGGAAUGCCACUGCUGCAAUGCGAAGCGCUGCUGGCAGGGCGCGCGGCGGCGGAGCGUGACCGGGAGGUGGCGCGGCGCGGCAGCAGGGAAGUCGGCUGUAGCAGUUGCAGUGGCACUGGCAGCGGCGGCGGCGAGACUGUCGCUUUCACUUCCGGGGCGCUGCACUUCCUUUCGGAGGCGUACCGCUGGAGCGUCUUCACAGGCUUUGACGCCGUGCAGCCCUGCCACCUGCUGUGGGCGCUGGCGGCAGACCCCCGCGCCAGCUACAGCCGCGGCCGCACCGACCCGCUGGACGGCGGAGUGGUGGCGUGGUCGGAGUGGGAGCCGCCGCUGGUGGGGCUGCUGGAGGCGGCGGCGCAGUGGCCGGCGCCGGCCUAUGAGCAGCUGCUGGGUGUGUUGCGGCGCUCGCUCGCCGCCGCACAGCGCCUCGCCGGAGAGCCGCAGGCCGCCUGGCAGCGGCAGCGAGAGCGCCGGGUGGGCUGGCCGCAGCCUGCCGGCACUGGCGGCGUCGGUGGCCCUGCAGCUGCAGCUGCCGCUGUGGGUCCGCUGCGGCGGGAGGCGGAGCUGCUGGUGGGCGGCGACGAGGCCGCGCUGGCGCUGCUGCAACGGCUGGCGACGCCGGCCGACGUGUGCAGCUAUCUAGCCGAGUGCCGGGGACGCGGCGCCGUGCCCAGCCGCAGGCAGCUCAUUGCCCUGGACAGGCUGCUGGUCAUUGCCUCCGCCUCCGCAUCUGCGUCCGCACCGGCUCCCAGCAGCUCGGCCUCGGGAGGGCCGCACCCCGAGGCAGCAGCGAUACCGUGGGCGCUGGUGGCGCAGACGCUGGUGGGGGUGGCGGCUCUGGGCUUCCAGCUGUCCAUUGAGGCGCUGGGGACACUGCGGAGGGCCGCCGGCCCGCCGCCGGCGCCGCCGCCCGAGUGCAACAGCCACACCCGCCUGCUCACGACGCCCAGCCGUGCUGCUUCAGUAGCAUCAGGUGCCGCGCCGCCACCGCAGCAAGAGCAGCAGCCGACGGUGCCAUUCCUGUGUGAGCUGGCGCUGGCCGGCCGCUUCCACUUCAGCCCCGCCUUCGAGGUGUUCACGCCCAUCACCGAGCUACCAUGGGCGGCUGUGGCCGCUGCCGGCAGCAGUGGCGGUAGCAAUAGCAGCACCCCUAGCUACAGCAGUAGCAGCUAUGGCGUGGGAGCCCACAUCGCCGUGCACCAGCAGGGUGACGACGCUUCUGCAGCUGCAGCUCAGGCGCUGCUGUCUGUGUGUGACGUCAUGCCCGGCGUCAACUGGCAACGGGUGCUGGCGGGCGCACUGCCGGCCUGCUGGAUGGAGCACGUGGCUGCGCAUGUGCUGCUGCUGCGGAGGCGCCAGCGGGCCGGGCCGGAGGCGGCGGCGGAGGCAGAGGCGGAUGACGCGCACCUUGCCUACCUCGCGUCCCUGCCGGCACGGGUCUUCCAUCCGCAGGCUCCAGCCAACCUAUGGAGCGGUGAGGACCUGCUGGCGUGCCUGCCGCCCGAGCUCUUCAUCCGCCAGCGGCCGCUGCUGCCGCACGGCCAACACGGCUCGCCGCUGACGCUGCGGCAGGCGGUCAACCUGCUGCAGUCCUGCACCGCCCUGGUGGAGGCCCGAGGCAGUAGCGGCGGCGGCAGGAGCAAGACUGAUGGGCGGGGCAGCAGUAGCAGCAGCGCCAGCGGCAAAGGCAGUGCCGGGGCCAGCGGCCGCGCCAGCGGCGGCGCCAGCGCAAAUGAUACCAGUAGCAGCUACAGCGUCGCGGCGCUGUCGCAGCUCAUGUCGGAAGCUACUGCCGUGAUCGCCGCCGGCUGUAGCAGCGUGCACGCCAGCCGGCGGCUGCAGGUGGAGGUGGCGCAGGCGUACCGGGAGGCGGGUCUGCCGCUGCCUGAGGGCUGGCUGCGGCUGCUGGCGGCGUACCAGCACGUGGGCGCGGCGGCGGCCACAGCCAAGACGAUGGGGGUGGUGCUGGAGGCGGCGGCACACGUGGCCGAGGUGGCGGCGGCGCGGCUGCGGGCUCCGGACCCGGCUGCUGCUACCGCUACGGCUACUGCCACGUCUGAGGCCCGGGUGAGGGCGGGGGCCGCAGCAGAGCGUGGCGCAGCCAAGCAUGGCGGCACGGUGGCGGCUGAGGCGGCUGAAGCGCCGGUGACUGGCUGCGCGCUGCUACCGGCCUCCCUCCUGGUGGAGGACCUCGCGACGCUGGUGUCCGUGCAUGCGCAGUCGCCUGAGGGGCUGAUGCAGCUGGAUGACACCCGGCGGGUGCUGGGCGAUCUGGGUCGGCUGGCGGCGGCCGGGACGGAGGGCGGCACAGCGGCGGCAGCGUUGCGGCCGUGGGCUGACAGGCUGGUGGACGUGUGCUGGAAGGGGUGGGUGUUUGGCUGGAACCGUGAGGACUGGCCGGGGUCAGAAGACGAGCACGGGUGGCAGGACGAGGAUGAAGAGGCGCGCAGCUUGUGACAGGCGCCGGCGGUGCUGGCGUUUGGUGGAGGGGUGGGAGUGGGCUCGGCAAUCUUGGGACGUUGAUUGAGCACUCAUGAGCACUAGAGUACAAUACAUGCCGGCAUUGCGGAACAAUAGCAGGAUGCUGCUGCCAUGCGUUACCUGCAGAGCAUUAGGCAAGGGCAGCACAACUGCAUAGGAUAGUUGGACACGGGUGUGCAGUGAAGGCAGCGGGACACACGGCGAGUGCAUGUAUUGCGGUGCUGGCUACAGGGCACUGGCGGUACUGCGUAUAAGCAUGUGCUGAUGGUAUGAUGUUGAUGCCUGUUGACGCUGCGACCAGUACAGCGAGUCAGAAAGUCAAUCAGUAGCUAGUCAAAACAACUAGGCCAUUGGCAUUCGUGACUAACGAUGAAGGUAUACGGCUCAGAGUCCCAGGGGGCACGGCUUUCCCUGGGAGUGGGACCUGCUUGGCCGGAGGCGGCGCUGUGAGCCUCAGAGUGCAGCCGUACAGACUAUGAGUGUAUUAUGUGCUAACGCAUUUCUGCCCGGGGCGCCGGGUGCUGUGACGUGUGUGUCUGGCAAAGCAGCAGCCCCUCAACAGAACCCAACCCAGAGUCCCAGACCAGCGCUACGUGCUGACCAUAAUCGUGCCCUAGGCAGCACAAACACACAUAACCAUCAGCAGAUUAGAGGUUUCCGGCAUCGGGGUGGGGACCUGGCGGGUGCGCCGGGAGCCCGGGACUUUGCGGGACCUGCUCGACGAUCGAUUCACCGUGGCAGGGCAUGAAUAGCGAUGAAGGGCGCCGAUGGCGGGAAACGUCCAGGGUAUA